GCCUAUCCCUCCGGUUUUCGGGGUUAUGAGCAUCUCACAAUCGUUGCUAGCUUUUACUCAGCCCGUUGGCCGAUUAAUUUGCUUUAUAAAAAUUUCAUCUUGUCAUCAUUGUGCUUUCUGGUUUUUUGCCAAGCCAUGAUAAAAUCUAAAGAAAUCAAGAAUGAACAACACGGACUCACCUGCCAAACUCGUUUGGAUUGAUUUUUAUCGGGUAUCAGGGAACCAUGUGAUUAUAAAUUAGACUUGAUCAAAACGGGCAAAAAACUUGAAAUUCAGCCUGUCUGACCGACCCAUGCCAAACUCUAAUUAUUUACUUUUAAACUUUCUAUUUGAAAAUAAAAAAUAAUGAAAGAAAAGAGAUGACUGCAAUUCGCCAUUUGCACAUCACUGAUUCGGGAAUAAGACUAUCGAAUUUCAAAAAGAAACUGAAAAUGUUUAGGAUCGUUUUAAUAUUAAAAAUAACCAAAUAGAUCUUUCUGUUUAGUUUUUUACAAACAAAUACCAAACGAUUCUCUAUAAUAUACACGAGUAUUUAAUCAUUAUGAUAUUAAAUAAUUACACAAUAUAUUUGUAAUGAUAAAAAUUGGACUAAUUGGGUUGGUCGAGGUUGAACCAUUGAAUAACUUUAAAAUACAUUAUAUUUUAGCCACUAAGAUAUAAAAUAAUAGCAUAAUAUAUAUUAUGCUAGAGAAAAUAGCUUGUUUUAGAAUGGCAAACCCAUGAUGUUCAUUUGUUUUACUUGAUGGGCAAAUCCCAUGCAGGUCAGACCCAUUCAACUCUUUUAUUUUAUGAUUAGCGGUUAGCCCAUUAGAAUUCAUGCAUUAGUUUACUGUUAAUUUUUUUUCUUUUUAGCAAUUAAAAGGAGGAUUUUUUUUUCCUUUUCAUAUAUAUUUUACCACCACGGAGAAAUAAAAGGACUUAAAGAAAAAUAUUGACACUCCUAGACCCGUUUAAAUCCGCCUGUGUACAGUAAGUUGGCCCGUUCAACUCUUCCGUUUGUUCCCAAUCGUCACUAUCUCUAAUCUUGCUAAAUCUUCCUUUUAUUAAAAAAAAUUAAAAGGCUUUGUGUUUUUGGCUUCCACGUAAGUUUUCCUUAAAAUCUAGCAAACUGUCUCAACCCAAAACCGCCUCCUACUAUCUCGCCCUCAUCUGCCCGUUAACAACCCCUAUUUUCCACCCUCCCCUUCCACCUUUUUCUCUCAUCGUUGGCCACAACGGUUCCUUCUUCCCAAAUCUUCAAACUUUGCAUCUCCGUCGGUAACCGCAACGUCAAAAUAUGAAAACCUGCAAUUACCUUUGCCAGUACAAUGAAUCAGCCACUCGACCGAUGCGACAUGAUUUGAUAGACGUUUCUUUCGAUUCAAUCCCUACUCUAUCGGAUUAUAAUCCAAAGAUUUCACAAGUCGGAAGAGAGUCGUACGUACUAUAUUCGGCAGAUCUACGGGAGUUGAAAAGAGGCAAAUUGGCUUGCAGUUUUAAGAAAUCGAGAAGAAGCGAUUAGAGUCGGCAAAUAUAAGUGAAAUGAGAAAGUAGAGCAUGCAAAGCAAAAGACAAUCUCAAUUCCAACAAAGAUAUAUAUUUUCUCUUCAGUCUCAUUGGUUGCCCUAUAUGGGUGUGGCGGUCUAUGCUCUUAAUCGGUCUGUCUUAUAAAUUUUUCUUCUCCAUUUUUAUGGCUUCUACUCUUCAUCCAAUUUGUCAAUGCUGAAAAUUCUUUUUAUUUUAACAUUAUUCCUUCAAUUCAAAUUCACUUCUCGGGUAAUAGAAGGGUACGUAAUUGAUGUUUCAAAAUCACAAUUGUGAUGGAAGUUACAUCGAUCGAGGACAUUCAAUCUCUAUUUUUUCUUUGUUUUUUGCGUUGUUGCUUCAUGUUGAUUACUCAAACUGUGUCACAAUCCUCUUCUGCGGUUGGUAUUGAUUUGCAGUAGCUGUAGUGUUGGGUUAAGUCGCUAAAUGAAUUUUGUUUCCCCAAUUCAAGAGAUUCAAUUCGGACCUCUUUGGGUGAGAAGAUUUUGAGUAUACCUUAUGUUUUGCUGAGUUAUCUCUUCUUGAAAGUGGUUAAAUUUUGGAUACCUUCCCCACAUUUAGACUGUAGUAACGUUGAUGUGUCAACAUAUAUGGAUGAACUGAUAGAGUGUGUAUGAUUUAGGUCGAUGGGGAUUUUGGUUUCAUUUAGUUCUAUGCCCAAACAAGCAACGGUCUCUAUGCUAGUUUCAAUUUACUGUUAAUUAUUUUUUAUCACAUCUUGUUAUUUACCUCAAUCUUACCGUCUUGCUUUCCAAUCCCUUAAUGUAUAUGAUCAAGUUACUUUGUCUAAUUCUGGGACUUGCUCUUAAUUUCUAAAUAUGCGACCAUGACAACAGAAGCUAAACCAUACCCUAACCAACAGUGAGCAGCAUGUGAUCUGAAGAGAUCUAUAUAGGUGAUAAACCGUUAAUUGAACAUGUUUUUACCCCUAUUCUUGAGCCAUUUGAGAUAUUGAUUCUCGUAUUUUAGGCCGAUUUCACGCUAGGUUGUGCUUGUUUGUGAUAUUUCAGGUCCUAGUACGUGAAUGAAAGUUUGGGAGCGAGUUCGGGGUCGAUUGGACGAAGAUCGGACAUGUGGCGAGUCGCUGAGGAAGCCACACGGGCACACAUAAAACCCACACGACCGUGUAAGGAACCAAUGUGGCCGUGUGCAGUGGCGGAGCCAGAAAAUUUGUCAAGGGGGUGCUUGUUCAUGUAAUGAAAAAAUUAACUAUACAAUAAAAAAGUCAACUUUAAAUGAAAAUAUGAAGUCAAUAACAUAAUACUCAAGAUUCGUACAAUUACAUAAUAAUAGUUAUACACACAUCGCCUAUAAUGAAUCUCGACGAUUGUAUGCACGGUUGGGGAAAAGUUGCAGCUUGCUUGCUACCUCGUGAUUACGUCUCUUCCAUUUCCGGAGAUGGAGAGCUUGGAGGGUGGACUCGCCGCCGUUGGAGGAUAGAAGCUUGGAGGUCGGCGAGUGCACUUGCAGCGCCUCUGCUGCUGGGUAGAGGAAAACGAAAAUGAAAUUGGGGUUUCUGCCUUGCUGGGAUUGACGAUAGUGUUUUGAUAUUAGGACAGAUAAUUAACGCUGAUAUAACUAGAUGUGUGUGUCAAAUAAAUUAAAAUCCUCUUCUAGCCGAGAUGGUGAGAUUGCUCCGUGUGAAUCAUGUGGUCAGAGGUUCGAUCCCCAUCUCCCACUAUAUAUACUCAAUAUUUUUUUGCCCACAGCCAAGGGGGCUGCAUGCACCCCCCCUCCCUUAGACGUAGCUCCGCCACUGGCCGUGUGGGAUUGUGCGAGGCUUUACACGGGCAGACUGGAGAUCCUACAAGACCGUGUGUCCCUAGCCGUGUAGGUAGCCUGAAGUCCAAUUAAUCGAAACUCGGCAUUUUGACUCUCACACGGGCAUCUGGGUAAGCCACACGGCCGUGUGGCCUGCCCGUGUGAGUCGGGAAUUCUGGUUUUAACCCAAUUUCGAGCCACAAGUGAGAAAAUCGACUUUUGAGAGCAAAAACAGAGCCCUAGAGAGAGAAAGUGCGAAGAACACAUCCUAGAAGCGAUCUUGGAGCUGGGUUUCAUCAAAUCGAGCUUGGAGAUCAUCAUAGGAGUGAAAAUCAUCAUCCCAGAGCAGAUUCUUCCCAUCGUUAUGAGUAUGACUGCUUUGUAUUCCGUUUUCCCCUCUCUCUCUCUCUCUAUGGAGUAGAACCCUUCUCUCACUUGGGUAUGAAGAACCCUAGUUCCAUGUGUUAUGGAUCAUGAUUGUAAUGACUUGGGAUGAUUAUAGUGUUUGGUUUUAAUCGAAUGAUGCAUGAUUCAUUGAAUUGAUUGAAGUCUGACCAGCUUUUCUUGAUUUCUGCUGCAACCUGAGAUAGAUAGAAUCUGAUUAGGUUGUGAGAGCUUCUUCAUUCGGUAGUAGUAGAUUGGCUAUACGAGAGUUAGUCAGUCUGCUGCUUUGUACUGGAAUCCAAUUCCAGUAGUGGAGUUCUGUGCUUAUUGCUUCAGCUUUCUAUCCCGGUGAAGACUAGUCGUCUGCCGGGUAGUUAGACUGAGAGGGCUUGGUCAGCUUAAGAGAUUCCAAGCUACUGUCGGAACUUCCGCAGUUUAAUCAACAGUAAAUCAACCCAGGGUAAUUACAACUGAGACCUAACUAAGGAGCUAGGGGGACUCAUUCCCGAGUGACUCUUUCUUGCUUCAGAAAAUCGAAUCAAUUCCUGCUUUCUUUCUGCUUUCAGUUAAUAUCAAAAUCAAUCGACUUAGUUUGCUAGAUAAUAGACAAUUUCCGCACGGCCAGUUGUGCUUUUCACACUGCCGUGUGGAAAUCCUCGGCCUGACCGUGUCGGCCCACACGGGCACAUGUGCACCUCACACGGCCGUGUGAGUUUGCCUGUGUGGCCGAGCCCUACCUCUAUAAAUUUGGCCGACACGGCCGCGUGGUCAGAAAAUUCAAAUCCUCUCGCCGGAAUCCUCUCCCCCUCGCCGGAAAACCGCGACCUUUCGCCCUCUUUGGCAAUUUUCGGCGAUUUUCGGUCGGUUUUUCACCAAACCACCUCCACACCCAUCCUUUUCUCCCCAUUUUCGGCCUAUCCCUCGACUUUGAGGCGAUUUGGACCGAUUUUGAGUAGCCGGAGGCAAUUUCCGAUGAGACUCCGGCGAGGCUCCGACGAGCACUUCUGGGCAGAUUUUGGCCACUUCGUCGCUUCCAUUGCCUUCCCCUCAUCAUCCCCUACACCUCUACUUGUGUCUCCAUGUUUGAUUUUGAACUUAACCUUGUGAUUUAUGGAGAAUUGGGUGUUAGGGUGCAUGUUUAGAGAACCACUUUGAAUUAUGUGAAUUGUGUGCAAUUGAUUGAGGGGAAAGCUUGGUUUGUGUGUGAAUUGUGUUGGGAAAUGUCCCCCAUGCUUGUUUGAGCCCUUGUGUGCAAGAAAUUUGUCAAUUUCAUGCUUAACUUAAUAGUGCACACAAGGUGUUCGAUGAAAUGCCUGUUUUCGUACCAUUUUGUGGGAGCCGGUUGGGGCCCUUAAUGAUGUGCUUUGAGGGUGUGUUUGCUAUGGAUGUGAACUUUGAGUUGCCUACUUUUUCAUGGAUGUGCACCCCCACCCUGAUUAUGCUUGUUUGAUCGAGUUUUUGACCCCCGAACUAUGGAUGAAACCAUGGUUCGGAUGUUUUCUGUUCUUAAGUGUGGGGGUGUGAUUAACCUUUCAUUUGGCUCUUUUGGUUCCACUUUGGGUUGUUCUUUUGUAGGACCAUGACGAAACCCAACCUCAAGCACCCGUUUAUUCGAGAUUUGAAGAGGGGCCCCCACCAGGAGCGUUUUAAGCGCGUCCUGGCCUGCUCAUUUGGGCAGCAUCAUUGCUGGUCCAGGCAGGAGUUUGAGAAGCUGCACUGCUACGAGCACUUCUCCGCCAUUGUCACCAACCGCCCCUGGCGCCGUCUACUAUGCAUUCGCGAGAAGGUUUACCACAAGCUCGUGCUUGAGUUCUAUACGACCUUCAAGCACGAAGAGACGGAGGAUUGGGCAGACGGUGAAGCCGUCCAGUUCAGGCUCGGCGGUGCACCCCGCUCCAUGAGCUACCAUGACUUGGCGACUGCCCUCGACCUCGGCCUGACCGAUGAUAGGGACUACGUCACCGAGCCAGAGGGGGUGAACUUCAAGACACUGUACACCCGCCUCGCUCAGCCACGCCAACGUCCCUUCGUGGCGGGGAAGAUGAAGGCCAGCACCUUGCAGCUCGACAAACGCAUUCUCCACCACUUGCUGGCAAAGUCCUACACUCCAGCCUCGGACAGUGCCAGCGCCAUCACCAGGAGAGCCAUGUACUUCAUCCAGUCCAUGCGCCAGGGGGAUCAUCUUCUCCACUUGGGUUCUGUGGUGGCGAGAACCUUCGACAAGAGUGCUUCAGAGCUGAAGAGCCUCCACUGCACUCCCCUCAUCACCCGUCUGGCCACCUACUUCCAGAUAUCACUGCAGGGGUGCACAGAGCAGGGGGACACCAGUGUCUUCGGAAAAUAUACGAUCUCUCGCAUGCACCUGCUUCGAGAAGAGCGAGGAGUCAAGUGGAUCGAGGGGUUUCCUCAACCUCAGAUCCCAACGGAGGACCAGCCGAAGGUUCCUGAGGAUGCGGCUGAUGAGGAUGUCCACCCCGAGGAUGUGGGUGAUACUGCUGCCGCCCGCCCGACCACCUUCGAGUACGGGGGUGGCAGUUCCACUUUCCCCGGCCAGGACUACUUCACUCACCAGUUCGAGCAGUUGCGUCUCCAGAAUCAACAGCUCUUUGACCAUCAGCUCCAGUUCCAGCAGCAGUAUUCGGCUCACCAUGCCUAGUACCAGACCCGGAUGGCUGCUUAUGAUGAGCGUCUUGAUCGGAUGGAGACCCAACAGGGGGUGACCCUGGCUCGCAUCGAGAGGGAGCAGGCCCGAUCUCGGCGCAUGCAGGAGGUCCAGCAGCACCUGCUCUAGCUGCUACCGGGCGAGCAGCCAGUCUGGAGGACUCCUUGGGAGGACUCUCCCCUUCCACCCCCGACUGCCGGUGAUGACGCCUUCAUGGAUGACAUAGACUUCGACAACAUUGGCGAAGAGUAGUCUGUACUCGUAAGCCCUCAGUGUGUUUUUGUUUUAGACUUUUUAUGUUUGCUCCAUGUGUUUGAGGAGCUUGACCUGAGUCUGUCGUUUGUUUUUGUCCUUUUGGUUUUCUUUUGUGGAUUGUCGUUUGUGUGGCCAUCUAGGCCAACUCUGAUCCCUAACGCACAGUGUGCUAGUGUGUUCUUGAUGUUCCCUUAGUGCAGAACUGUUCGUUCGUUCCAUAUGUCCCCCGCUGACUGGUCCACUUUCAGUCUUCCGCAGUAUUUCAAUCCGGUAACAUCGUUCCCCUUCUCUUCCCCUCUGCUCCAUUGAGGGCAAUGUCGUGCUUAAGUGUGUGUGUGUGGGGGGGGGGUGUUUAUCUAUUGUUAACUACUAGAUGAGUUUGUGUGCUUGGAGCCUAGUCCGCUGUCCAAAUCUCGAGAUUUGAGGGCUCCAAGUACGGCUGUUUGAUCAUAUUGGUACUGUUUUUUGAUUGGUGAAUUGAAUGGUUUUCGAAUUAAUGCAUGACAAUUGGAUUGUGACUAGGACAGCCUAUUAUGAUGACUGAGACGUGCAGUAGAGUUGUGUAGGGGUUCAGUUUUUCAACUGUUUACUUACCAACUGUGACUUGGAUGGAUCACUUUUUCUUGACAGUCGUUUAUGCAUCUUGUUCAGGGGAUCAGAAUGAGAGAUAGAGCAUAUAGGUAGCCAUGUGAGAUUUGAGCCUGCUCGUUUCUUUCUUGUGCGAUAGUUCCCUCUUCCAUGAUGUGUAGCAUUCACGUUGUCAUUAGCUAAGAUGAUGGAGACAUAGGAUUAGCCCACGACCAAAUUGACUGUCCUGGUGUGUCAUACCCCCUAGUCAGCCCCUUUGAGCCGUGUGUUAUCCUUUCUUUUGGUCUGUAAUGAAAAAUCACCCUUUUGCAUCUCUUAGAAGGUUCCAUAGAGUGGUUUUUACAUGUUCUCUGCUGUUUCUGCUAAAUAUAAUGUGAGGGUUGGAGGUAGUUCUUAAAAAGUUGGGCCUGUGUUUGAAAAAUGUGCAGAGGUGGUGGUGCUCUUAAGAAAUGAAAAAAAUGAAAGAAAAACAAAGAAAAAAUGAAAGCAAAAGAGAGCCACCACCAAAAAUCUAAAUAGUGCCCAUUAAGUAGUGUUUCUUAGCAGUCUGGCUUGGAAAUACUAGCAUUUAUGUGACCUCCUUUGCUCUUGUGCUCUGAAGAAUUUAAGAAAAUGCUGAAUAGCAGAAAGAAAGUUAUUGGUUUGAUUGACUGUGAGUUUGUUGGGUUUGGAAAUGUGGAACCUUGUGCUAUGAAUACUUCCACCACCUAAAAGGUCUUUUCCCCAUGUCCAAGACCCUAGCCAGUCAUUUAAACCUGUGUCUAAGACCUCCGGAUUAGUUAGUGAUGACAACCAUUUAUGUGAACUCUAACAUUUAGAGGUUGCCGUCAUGGUGAAGAGAUGUUAGGAAUUGAGAGAAUAAGUAUGCGCAUUUUUCGCAGCAAAUUGUCCUGACGCCACUGGUCGAGAGUGAGCGAUUCAUUUCCUUGUUCUUUACACUCUUUACCCCGGUGAGGACCUAGAUGGCUCGGUCUUGAUUAUGAUCUCUUGAGUUUUAUGCAUGAGGUGACUGUCUUGAGUAAGUGGUUGAGUCAAGUCUAUGUUGGUUGAUGAACAGAAGGGAGACUCCUCCUUUACUCGAUUUUGCUGCACUCAAAUGUCUUUUGUGGUGGUUGUCCAGGUUGCUAUUGAAGUUGUUCAUGUGUUGAUGUUUGAAAGCCAGUAUGAUUCACGUGUUUCUAUGCCUAUAUGAUUUGUCCCCAAUGUUGGUAUGAUUGAAAUAUGUGAGCUUACCUUGUGUCCGACUUUGUUUGCUUGGGGACAAGCAAACGGUUAAGUGUGGGGGAGUUUGAUAAACCGUUAAUUACACAUGUUUUUACCCCUAUUCUUGAGCCGUUUGAGAUGUUGAUUCUCGUGUUUAAGGCCGAUUUCACGCUAGGUUGUGCUUGUUUGUGAUAUUUCAGGUCCUAGUACGUGAAUGAAGGUUUGGGAGCGAGUUCGGGGUCGAUUGGACGAAGAUUGGACAUGUGGCGAGUCGCUGAGGAAGCCACACGGGCACACAUAAAACCCACACGGCCGUGUAAGGAACCAAUGUGGCCGUGUGGGAUUGUGCGAGGCUUCACACGGGCAGACUGGAGAUCCUACACGGCCGUGUGUCCCUGGCCGUGUUGGUAGCCUGAAGUCCAAUUAAUCGAAACUCGGCGUUUUGACUCACACGGGCAUCUGGGUAAGCCACACGGCCGUGUGGCCUGCCCAUGUGAGUCGGGAAUUCUGGUUUUAACCCAAUUUCGAGCCACAAGUGAGAAAAUCGACUUUUGAGAGCAAAAACAGAGCCCUAGAGAGAGAAAGUGCGAAGAACACAUCCUAGAAGCGAUCUUGGAGCUGGGUUUCAUCAAAUCGAGCUUGGAGAUCAUCAUAGGAGUGAAAAUCAUCAUCCCAGAGCAGAUUCUUCCCAUCUUUAUGAGUAUGACUGCUUUGUAUUCUGUUUUCCCCUCUCUCUCUCUAUGGAGUAGAACCCUUCUCUCACUUGGGUAUGAAGAACCCUAGUUCCAUGUGUUAUGGAUCAUGAUUGUAAUGACUUGGGAUGAUUAUACUGUUUGGUUUUAAUCGAAUGAUGCAUGAUUCAUUGAAUUGAUUGAUGUCUGAUCAGCUUUUCUUGAUUUCUGCUGCAACCUGAGAUAGAUAGAAUCUGAUUAGGUUGUGAGAGCUUCUUUAUUCGGUAGUAGUAGAUUGGCUAUACGAGAGUUAGUCAGUCUGCUGCUUUGUACUGGAAUCCAAUUCCAGUAGUGGAGUUCUGUGCUUAUUGCUUCAACUUUCUAUCCCGGUGAAGACUAGUCGUCUGCCGGGUAGUUAGACUGAGAGGGCUUGGUCAGCUUAAGAGAUUCCAAGCUACUGUCGGAACUUCCGCAGUUUAAUCAACAGUAAAUCAACCC
This is a messenger RNA of Linum trigynum, 9546 nucleotides long. Lineage: Eukaryota; Viridiplantae; Streptophyta; Magnoliopsida; Malpighiales; Linaceae. The record is from the annotation of a GenBank genome assembly.